AUGAGACCCAGCUAUGAUGAUGUCCAUCAUAUGAUGGUCAAAAGCUCAGCCCGUUUCUACACGAAACAAAGGAGGAGGUCUUGUGGGCUACGUCAACCUGAACGUCGUAUAAGAAUCAAACGACUACAGUGCAACGGGAUUCACCCAUCCUCUUCUGGUAAGAUCGACCUAAGAAUCUCUUCUUCAUGCACUUGCAUACGAAAUGAAGCCCCACCCAACUGGAAAGUUGAGUGGGCUGCUCAGUCUCUCAUUCACUCUAUCGUUGUUUUUACUCAACUUUCUACCUCCUUCCUCACCCUCAAUGUAUUACCUGGUAUGUCACUUUCAAUAUACUCAUCUUGCGUUUAUUAG
Protopolystoma xenopodis is the source of this 351-nucleotide messenger RNA. NCBI's taxonomy places the organism in Eukaryota, Metazoa, Platyhelminthes, Monogenea, Polystomatidea, Polystomatidae. The record is from the annotation of a GenBank genome assembly.